UUGAAGGUGACAGACACCAACAGGACGCCAGACAGAUGUCUGCGAUACCGGAUGAAAAACCAGAGGAAGUUGGUGGGGUUACUCAAUAUAGAAUGACUAUUGAUGACGGACCAAGGAGAAGGAGGCGAUCUCAACGUGUAGGAUGCUGGAUUAGAGCUGCUGCAGUCUGUCUGGCACUUCUGCUGGCUGUGACCUUUAUGGCUUACAAUUUUAUUGCUAUCAUUCGUUGGGACACCAAGUAUGAAGACCUGAUCCACAACUUGACAGCAGACAAGGAAGCUCUCAGAGAUGAACGUGACCAACUACAGACUUACUCCAGUAAUCUGACAACUCAGAAAGAAGCUCUAAAAGAUGAGCGAGAUGUUUUCAAAAUAGAGCAAGACCAACUGAAGAUGUACUCCACCAACCUGGCUGAAGAAAGAGACACUCUAAGAAAUGAACAAAAAGCUCUAAGAGACGAACGAGAUGCUCUCAGAGACCAGCGAGACCAUCUUAAAAUUCUAUCCCAGAACUUGACCGAAGACAGAGACACUUUGAGAGGUAAUCUAGAUGCUCUAGAAGAUGAACUAGAUCGACUGAAGGCAUAUUCCAGCAACCUGACACAAGAAAGAGACAUUCUGAAAGAUCAACGGGAAACUCUGACAGAUGAGCGAGACCAUCUUAAGAUUCUAUUUUACAAUCUGACAGAAGAUAGAGUCACAUUGAGAGACACUCUACAAGAUGAACUCAAUCAAGUGAAGGCAUACUCCAGCAACCUGACUCGGGAAAGAAAUACACUUAAAGAUCAGCGAGAAGCUCUGAUAGAUGAGCAAGAUCAACUGAAGACUGACAUCAGCACGCUGACUAAAGAUAGAGACACUCUUCAGGAAGAGAAAGAAGCUCUGAGAGGUGAACGUGAUGCUCUGAAAGUUGAGAAAGUUGCUCUGAAAGAUGAGAGAGAUCAGCUGAAGAUUCAAUCCAGCAACCUGACAAAAGACAGAAACGCUUUGAGAGAAGAACGAGAUGCUCUUACAGUGGAGCGUGACCGUCUUCAGGACCAAUCAGCCAGCCUGACAAAAGACAGAAAUUCCCUGAGGGAUGAGCGGGAUGCUUUAAGAAAUGAGAAGAAUGCUUUGAUGAAUGAGAGAAACACCUUACAAGGGGAGAGAAACGCUUUAAGAAAUGAGCGAGACCAGCUGAAGACUGAUUCCAGUAACCUGGUGAGAAGGAUGGAUGCUCUACAGAGUCAGUACAACUCUUUGACUUCAAAUCACAACACACUUCAACAGGAAGUCUAUCAGCUCAGACUGAGGCCAACAGCUAAAACUUGCUACCAGGGAUGGACCUUGUUCAACAACAAGUGCUACUUCUUCUCUCCCAGUGGAUAUGAAAAAAGCUGGGAAGACAGCAGAAGAGACUGUCAAGGAAGAGGAGGGGACCUGGCCAUGCCAAAAACCCUGUAUGAAGUGGUUUUUGUCAGCAGAUAUGAUCUGUUUACCUGGAUCGGUCUGUCAGACAGGAUGCAAGAGGGCAGGUGGAUGUGGGUGGAUGGGACUGAAAAGUCAGGUGAAGGUUUGUGGAGAACAGGAGAGCCCAAUAAUUCUAACGGUAAUGAGGAUUGUGCAGAGAUUCCACUGGAUCAGUUGAAAUUUAAUGAUAACAACUGUCAUGACAAAUUUGCAUGGGUUUGUGAGGCGUAAGGUUCAGAGAGCAGCAGAGUUGCAUCAGUCAGGCCCUCUCUCAUCCUGCUGAAAAUCUUUCUUUGAAAUAAAACAUGACAUUAAAUGGGCUUCCUCAUCAUCACAGUUUUUUCUAGCUUUUUUAUACCAUUAUUUACAUGUUUAAUGCAUUCACUUUAACACACAAAACUGUAACUUUAGUACU
Molecule: messenger RNA, 1863 nt
Organism: Cheilinus undulatus (humphead wrasse)
Lineage: Eukaryota; Metazoa; Chordata; Actinopteri; Labriformes; Labridae
Product: C-type lectin domain family 4 member M-like
Exons: 4
Coding region: 36-1679 (547 amino acids)
Source: RefSeq, a predicted model, not a curated record